Eptesicus fuscus (big brown bat) is the source of this 3056-nucleotide messenger RNA. RefSeq names its product small G protein signaling modulator 3 (gene SGSM3). Gene Ontology annotation, molecular function: protein binding. Bases 371 to 2647 code for a protein of 758 amino acids. Lineage: Eukaryota; Metazoa; Chordata; Mammalia; Chiroptera; Vespertilionidae. The record is from RefSeq and is a predicted model, not a curated record. The transcript has 23 exons.
CUGACUGGAUCCGAGGCGCGCAGCAGCGAGCCCGACCCAGGUCGGCACUGAGGUGGCGGGGACUCGCGGCGGCGAGGCAGCUGGACAUCUCCUGUGGGGCAGGUGUAACUUGUGAACAUGCUGGUCGGGGUCCCGACACACCAGGAUGUUGUUUGUGUUUUAACUUCGGGGAAAUUGAGAAUAAUUAGGAUCGCCCGGUGUGAUGAGGCCUGGAAUUUGGAAAGUCUAAGGAUCCGGAUGCUUCCUAUUCGGGGUGACAGGGCACAUGUUUCUGGACCAGAUGAAGCCUGAGGAGCCUUCCAGCUGUAAGAUAUUAGGAAGGAAAAACUUCUAAGUCUGGAUCUGCAGAAGACGGCCUCACCUCUUCACCAUGUCAGGAAGCCACAUACCUUCUGCCUCUGGUCCCUUCUCAGCCUUGACUCCGAGCAUAUGGCCCCAGGAGAUCCUGGCCAAGUACACGCAGAAGGAAGAGUCAAUGGAGCAACCAGAGUUCUGCUACGAUGAGUUCGGUUUCCGGGUGGACAAGGAAGAGGGUGCCGACCCCAGUUCCAGCAGGCUGCCUGCUGUGUCUCUGAUGGAGGACCCUCCCCAACGGCUGCGGUGGCAGGCCCACCUGGAGUUCACCCAUAACCACGACGUGGGCGACCUCACCUGGGACAAGAUUGCCGCCUCCCUGCCCCGCUCAGAGAAGCUCCGCUCCCUGGUGCUGGCCGGCAUCCCACACAGCAUGAGGCCACAGCUGUGGAUGCGGCUCUCUGGGGCCCUGCAGAAGAAGAGGAACUCGGAGUUGUCCUACCGGGAGAUGGUGAAGAACAGCUCCAACGAUGAGACCAUUGCUGCCAAACAGAUUGAGAAGGACCUGCUCCGCACCAUGCCCAGCAACGCCUGCUUCGCCAACGAGAGCAGCAUCGGGGUGCCUCGGCUGCGCAGGGUUCUCCGAGCACUGGCCUGGCUCUACCCUGAGAUUGGUUACUGCCAGGGCACAGGCAUGGUGGCCGCCUGCCUCCUGCUGUUCCUGGAGGAGGAGGACACCUUCUGGAUGAUGUGCGCCAUCAUCGAGGACCUGCUCCCUGCCUCCUACUUCAGCACCACCCUGCUGGGCGUCCAGACAGACCAGCGGGUCCUGCGCCACCUCAUUGUCCAGUACCUGCCCCGCUUGGACAAGCUGCUCCAGGAGCAUGACAUCGAGCUGUCCCUGAUCACGCUGCACUGGUUCCUCACGGCCUUCGCCAGCGUGGUGCACAUCAAGCUGCUGCUGCGCCUCUGGGACCUGUUCUUCUAUGAGGGCUCCCUGGUGCUCUUCCAGGCCACGCUGGGCAUGCUGCGCCUCAAGGAGGAGGAGCUGAUCCAGUCAGAGAACUCGGCCUCCAUCUUCAACACGCUGUCGGACAUACCCUCGCAGAUGGAGGACGCGGAGCUGCUGCUGGGGGAGGCCAUGCGGCUGGCUGGCUCCCUCACGGACGUGGCUGUGGAGACCCAACGCCGCAAGCACCUGGCCUACCUCCUUGCAGACCAGGGUCAGCUCCUGGGGACCAGCACCACCACCAACCUCUCCCAGGUGGUUCGUCGCAGGACGCAGCGGAGGAAGUCUGGAUUCACCUCCCUGCUCUUCGGGGAGGACGACCUAGAGGCACUCAAGGCCAAGAACAUCAAGCAGACGGAACUGGUGGCUGACCUCCGGGAAGCCAUCCUGCGCGUGGCACGCCAUUUCCAGUGCACUGACCCCAAGAGCUGUCAUGUGGAGCUGACCCCAGACUACAGCAUGGAGAGCCACCAGCGGGACCACGAGAACUACGUGGCCUGCUCACGCAGCCACCGGCGCAGGGCCAAGGCCCUGCUAGACUUCGAGCGACAUGACGACGACGAGCUGGGUUUUCGCAAGAAUGACAUCAUCACGAUCAUUUCUCAAAAGGACGAGCACUGCUGGGUCGGGGAGCUGAAUGGCCUAAGAGGCUGGUUUCCAGCCAAAUUUGUGGAAGUCUUGGAUGAACGUAGCAAAGAGUACUCCAUCGCGGGGGAUGACACUGUAACGGAGGGCGUCACAGACCUUGUGCGAGGGACCCUCUGCCCAGCCCUCAAGGCCCUGUUUGAACACGGACUGAAGAAGCCGUCUCUGCUUGGGGGCGCCUGCCACCCCUGGCUGUUUAUUGAGGAGGCAGCAGGCCGGGAGGUGGAGAGAGACUUCGACUCGGUGUAUUCUCGCCUGGUGCUGUGUAAGACAUACAGCUUUGGGUCCCCCUUCCCCAGGUUGGAUGAAGAUGGCAAAGUUCUGACCCCGGAGGAGCUGCUCUAUCGGGCUGUGCAGUCUGUGAACGUGACCCAUGACGCUGCACACGCGCAAAUGGACGUCAAGCUCCGCUCUCUCAUCUGUGUGGGGCUCAAUGAGCAGGUCCUACACCUGUGGUUGGAGGUGCUCUGCUCCAGCCUGCCAACCGUGGAAAAGUGGUACCAGCCCUGGUCCUUCCUGCGAAGCCCCGGCUGGGUCCAGAUCAAGUGUGAGCUCCGUGUCCUCUGCUGCUUUGCCUUCAGCCUCUCCCAGGACUGGGAACUUCCUAUGAAGAGAGAGGAGGAGAAGCAGCCCCUCAAGGAGGGCGUCCAGGACAUGCUGGUGAAGCACCACCUCUUCAGCUGGGAUAUAGAUGGGUGACGCUCUUCCUCCAGGGGCCCCGUCACACCCAGGCCUCUCCCAACCCGUCGGCUACCAGAGCAGCUGCUUCCUUCAGCAAGAAGAGAAUGGCGUUGGGAUGGGGCUGACAUGGUCCAGGCCUAACCCAAGCUACGGGAUCAAGGGAAGAAGACACUGGAGUUUGGCCAGGCACCAUGGUAGGGAGAUCGGGGACACCACCCUGGUGGCAGCAGGUGGGGCCUGGCUCACUCUAUCCCUCCCAGUGUCUAUGGAGGCUCCGGGCCCCACCCUUACUACUUGUACUGACCAAAACCUCGUGAGGAGGUAGAGAGCCACCUCGGUCCGCUUUUGCUCAGGAAGGAGGUGGCUAAAGGCUCCUUGGCCUGUAAAUAAAUUGUCUUUGAGGAAGCACCUUCUGUCUUCAAUCCGG